AACACCACAAUCUCUGAAACGAUUGGUUCGAAGAGUGGCAAAGUGGGCCCCACCGUUUUCACACACACACACACACAGAGACUCAUUCUUCACGGUAACGGCGAAUUCUAUCCCUUUCUUUCUUUCUUUCUCCGUUCGUUGGAUGUUUUGAAGAAGAUGACCGAUUCUUUCGCUAAGUAUGCGUCACACAUUAACGCUUCUAAUUGUUACCGCCACAAAAAGAAAACUAUGUUUAUCUUUUCAACACCGUCUUCUUCUCCUUCAACCGCAUUUUUCUCACCACCUAGGGCUUCAAAUUCUAAACCUCUUCUUUCCAUUUCUUCUUCCAACUUUUAUCUUCGAUCCUCAACUUCUUCUGUCUGUUCUUCAACUUCUCUUACUUUCAAGAUUCCAAGAAAACCUAAAGAAAGUUACCUCGUUUCUGCUAAUAUGACCUCUUCUGUUUCUAACCGCACUUUCCUCAAUGCUCAAAAUGAACAAGAUGUUCUUUCUGGUAUAAAGAAGGAAGUAGAAGCAGGGACUCUUCCUCCUGCAGUUGCUGCAGGGAUGGAAGAAGUGUACCUUAACUAUAAAAGUGCAGUUAUUAAAAGUGGAGAUCCAAAAGCAGAUGAGACUGUAUUGUCAAAUAUGACUGCUUUAUUAGAUCGUAUAUUUUUGGAUGUGAAGGAGCCUUUUGUCUUUGAACCACACCAUAAAGCAAAGAGAGAGCCUUUUGACUACUACAUGUUUGGACAAAAUUAUAUACGCCCCUUAGUUGAUUUCAAACAUUCUUAUGUUGGCAACAUGCCCCUUUUCAUGGAAAUGGAAGAACAACUUAAGCAGGGACACAAUAUUAUCUUGAUGUCAAACCACCAAAGUGAAGCAGAUCCAGCUAUUAUUGCAUUGCUGCUUGAAGUGCGACUUCCAACUAUUGUUGAAAACAUGAUUUAUGUAGCAGGAGAUAGAGUUAUAACUGAUCCUCUAUGCAAGCCCUUUAGCAUUGGCAGGAAUCUGAUCUGUGUUUAUUCGAAAAAGCACAUGCUUGAUGAUCCAGAACUUAUAGACAUGAAAAGAAAAGCAAAUACACGAAGUCUGAAGGAAAUGGCCACACUUUUAAGGAGUGGAUCACAAAUAAUUUGGAUUGCCCCAAGCGGCGGUAGGGAUCGACCAGUUUCCGACUCCGGGGAAUGGGCACCGGCACCCUUUGAUCCUUCUUCAGUAGAUAAUAUGCGAAGGCUUGUCGAACAUUCAGGUCCACCAGGUCAUAUCUAUCCUUUGGCAAUAUUGUGCCAUGACAUAAUGCCCCCUCCACUAAAGGUUGAAAAAGAAAUUGGGGAGAAAAGAGUUAUAUCCUUUCAUGGGGCUGGCAUAUCAGUUGCUCCAGAAAUAAGCUUUUCCAACGUCACUGCUGCUUGUGAAAAUCCUGAAAAGGCUAAGGAUGCUUAUACAAAAGCCUUGUACGAUUCUGUGACUGAGCAAUAUGAUGUGCUGAAGUCUGCCAUACACGGCAAAAAAGGAUUAGAAGCGUCAACUCCUGUUGUUUCUUUGUCGAAGCCACGGAAGCUAAAGACGGAUACUCAAAAGCCUUGUAUGAUUCUGUGAGUGGGCAAUAUGAUGUGCUGAAGUCUGCCAUACACGGCAAAAAAGGAUUAGAAGCAUCAACUCCUGUAGUUUCUUUGUCGCAGCCAUGGAAGUAGUUCAGAUUUGAAUAUUUUUUAUUACACCGUCUCUCUGAUUAUCAGAUGCACAAGUUACAAUACGUCACUUCAGAGAUGGCUGCCCAUACCUACAUCCAAUGAUUAGCUUGAUAGAAGUUCCCUGUCAAAUAUAGUUUCUUUUUCAUUUUUCUGUUUGCGCUUAAAUUUACCAGGAAUCUGUUUCAGAAGGUUCAAAAUUAGCUGUUACUGUACAGGUCCCUCUUAGUUUCUUGUCACAUCCAGUCCAUUGACUGAUAAGAGACCAAAUAUAUUUUUUACCUAAUUCUUUUUUGUAUCAGGAUUUUUUUGGCUAGCUAAAUAGAUAAUAGCUAAUUUGUAAUUGAGUCAAAUUUGUUCCAUUAUAGAUGUAUAAUUGUUAAUAUUAGAAUAUUUUCAUAACUAAAUUA
This is a messenger RNA of Cicer arietinum (chickpea), 2083 nucleotides long. Its product is annotated as glycerol-3-phosphate acyltransferase, chloroplastic. The record is from RefSeq and is a predicted model, not a curated record. Gene Ontology annotation, cellular component: chloroplast stroma. Lineage: Eukaryota; Viridiplantae; Streptophyta; Magnoliopsida; Fabales; Fabaceae. Gene Ontology annotation, biological process: phosphatidylglycerol biosynthetic process. Gene Ontology annotation, molecular function: glycerol-3-phosphate O-acyltransferase activity.